Molecule: messenger RNA, 2489 nt
Organism: Tuber aestivum (summer truffle)
Lineage: Eukaryota; Fungi; Ascomycota; Pezizomycetes; Pezizales; Tuberaceae
Source: the annotation of a GenBank genome assembly
GAACGCCAUAAGCAAGUAACCAUGGCAAAUGUACAAUUCGAUAUCCCGACAAUCGAUGAGGAGCUCGUCCUGGACACAGAGGUGUAUACUCCCAUUACUACCCCACCCGGCAAAGCUAAUAGUCCAUAAGCAAGUAUCAAGCAAUUCCCUCAACCGCGCUGGGGAAGAAACCGACGACCAUGUCCUCCAGGUACCUUCCCUUUCCUUCCUCCAUCCUCCUCCAACUAACAAAGAGAGAAAAAACGAAGAUAACAUUCGACCCCCAUGUCCAGGCCGCCCGCCGCCGCAAAUCCUCCAUCGUGUCCAUCGAUGAGAUGGGGAAUCCCUCGCUCCCCAAAUUUCUUAAUAACCAUGACAACAGCGGCGAUGACAAGGGUAUGGGUGCUGGUACGAAGAGCAGUUGUUUCGUGCACGCCUUGUUGGAGAUGCGGAACCAGUGUGCUUCGGUUGGGGGUGGGAACGGGAGUGGUAGGGAGGUGGAGGGGAAGGGGGAAGAGAGGAUUGUCGCAGCACAUAGGAGUCCGCCAUUUAUGACUAAGAAUGAACUGUCGGAUAUGGUAUUGGGGGUUAGGGAGUUGAGUAAGCACUUAGGUGAGUAGAGUACUGGUAUGAUCGCGUAUUUAUUACAUUGGAGGGGGGCUAAUAGGGGAAAUGGGUAGCGAGUAUUCAGAUUAAGAUGAAAGUCCGGGCUAUUAUGAUCUUGACGAAGACUUAUGAUAAAGCGCUGAUCGGGUAUACGAGGAGGCUUGUGGAAUGGUUGUUAGACGGGGAGAGGGGGAGCAAGCACACUGUGUUUGUACUCCUUGGGUUGCUCGUGAGUUGUUGGUGUGGCUGCUGAUGGUCCCCGGGGUAGAUACAUUGAGGACGUCCUCAAAGACGCACCAGAAUUCGAUGUGGAGGGGCUCGUACAAAAGUGUCCCGGGUAUAAAUCCAGGCUGCAUUACUGGACUACGGAGUUAUGUGCUAAGCGGCCGCAUACCUUUGAUUUUGUUAUCACUGUGAGUUCUUCGCCCUCCCUCCUCUGUAGUUGUGUGUGUGAAUCUGUCUGAUAGGAGUUCUAGCUUGGCGGUGAUGGCACUGUCCUUUACGCGAGCUGGCUGUUCCAGAAGGUAGUCCCACCGGUGUUCUCCUUCGCCCUGGGGUCCCUGGGGUUCUUGACAAAGUUUGAUUUCUCUGCAUUCGAGGAGACACUAUCUACUGCCAUACGGGAUGGCGUGACUGUGGGGCUGCGGCUGCGCUUUGAGGGUAAGUAAUGCCAUGGAUUGUUAUUCGGCUGGUGAGCCUUUGCUAACGUACCUGCCUCCCCCGCUCUUUUUCGGCAAAUCAUAGGCACCAUCAUGCGUAGGAUAAAAAAUAACGAAGACCUUGACAGAGGUGCAGACAUUGCCAAUGAGAUAUUCUCCGGAGCGGUGCUCCGCCCGCCGACGCAUACUGCCGGGGAAUCGUUUAUUGUAUUGAAUGAGAUUGUGGUGGAUCGGGGGCCAAACGCUAGUGGGUUCCUUUCCCUUUCCUCUUUGCCUUAGUGAUCUAGGUUUGGGGGGUUAAUUGUGGUGCGCUAAUAAUGGGGGGAAGCUAUGUCCUCGACGGAGCUGUAUGGGGAUGAUAUGCACUUGACGACCAUUCAGGCGGAUGGCGUGUGUAUUGCGACGCCGACGGGGUCGACGGCGUAUAACCUUGCCGCCGGAGGUUCGCUCUGUCACCCGGAGAUUCCGGCAAUUUUGGUGUGUUCUGCGUGCGAGUAUCAAGAAGCCUACGAUCUGACGAAUCUAGAUCUCUCCCAUUUGCGCCCAUACUCUUACCUUCCGCCCUUUAAUACUCCCGGACUCGAUGGUUGUCCGCGUGGCCGUCCCGUGGGAUGCACGGACUACUGCUUGGGUAUCAUUUGAUGGGCGACAGAGGAUAGAAUUGAACCGUAAGUUGAGCCAUAUGUUUUGACUGUGUACUAGCAUUAAUUCCUAAGCAGAGGGUGAUUACGUAAUGAUAUCGGCAUCCCGAUUCCCAUUCCCAGCGGUACAGAGCAAGCCCGAUAACAAAGACUGGUUCGACUCGAUUCGGCGAACGAUGAAUUGGGGGUCCAGACCGAGACAACAAGCGUUUUCUUGAAUUCACUACUUUAGGACGACAGCUUGAUGUUUUUAUUUCAUUUGGUUUUGGCUGUUAUGCGGCGCUUGGGAUAUGUCGGUCUGGGUGUAUGCCGGAUUUUUUCCUCAAUUUUAUAUAUCGCUGGUGACGACCGAGAUUACUGAUAUCGAGUCUUUUUAUUGUUUGCGAGGGGUUCCUAAGUUAUUGUGAUUGCUACCCGUAUACGGAAUACGGUUUCUCCACCAAUCUGAAGAACCGUCGCAAUUGUCCUUCGAUACUUCCUGGCAAUUUAUGAAGUAUUCGGAUGCUAUAGCGUCAGGGCAGGUACUGAUUUGAGAGAGGGUGUCCGGAUACUUUAUAGCCGGUCGAGAACAGUACUAUUUUCCGCCAAAAUUUCCAGCCUCCUU